AUGAACUCGUCUUAUAGUACUUUUGGUUUCGAAAGCAGCUUUGAAACAUUGGUGAUCGAUGAAUUUGGAAUAAAGUCCCAUAAAAACCACGCGAACUAUUCACAGGAGAAUGGCGGCGAUGAUUUUGUGGAUUUGUCGCUGAAGUUAAGGGGCGGAAAGACGCAAGAUAAACCAACAAUUAUUCAACCAUCACGAGAGGAAACUAUUCAGGAUCCGUGGGUACCAUCUUUGUGUUCCACGAGCCCGACGCAUUUAUCGAUAAAAUAUGAAUUCUAUGCAAAGCGGCUACCAUUUCUUGCGAGAUUCGAAAUGAUAAGAUUGUCGAAACCUUUUGGACCGAUAGGAGCUUCGGAAAUGAUAUGGGAUGAAUUGGUUAAUCAUACCGACUUUCAUACUUUUACAAAAAUAUGUCGUAACAAACUUGAACAUUGCAAUAUCAAGAACAACAUACAGUCAGAGAUGAGGAAAUUGAUACCCUACACUGGAUCAUUAUGGAAAAUCGGGGAACAGCUCGUGACAUCAAAGAAAGGCUCAGCCUUGCAUACGAUAUUUUCGGCGAAUGUCAUUAUGAAAAGCGGGAAAUUGUAUAUAGGGUUAAACCCGCCGAAGGCUGGACUGUCAAAAAGAAUCUAUCGGAUGUAUUCAUCCGAGAGAAUACUACAAGUAAAGGUAGACAUGAAUUUUGAGUCUUUGGACAAUCAACAGAGAAAGCGUUUGAAAAGUUUGUUAUUGAAUCCGUUAUCACUUGCCGGUCGUACUUACGAGUUCCUUUAUGCAAGAGAAGGAACCCUAUUCUACUUUGCAACAAAUGGAAUAGAUAUUAAAAGCAUAUCUAUAUGGGGUGCAAUCGAUAAUCUAAUGCCUCUAGAGAGGAACAUCGAAAUGACCAAAGCGAAAUUUUGCAGUCGCAUCGCGCUGAGCUUCUCAAACACCACGCCAACUAUAGUGUUUGAACCCCAUCAAAUAAUAUAUAACGUUCCUGAUAUUGAGGAUGGUUAUGGACAUUGUUUUACGGAUGGUUGUGCUGCCAUAUCACUCGCAGCGAUGAGGAAAAUCGCGGAUAUAAUGGGCUGCGAUGAAACUCCGUAUUAUAUUCAAGGUCGCAUUGGAGGUGCCAAAGGAAUUUGGUACCUUGAUCUACGACCAAGGUAUGACAAUGAACUCAUAUGGAUUGAAAUACGCAAGUCUCAGUCGAAAUAUCAAGUGGAAAAUUUGAUUAAAAAUGAUAAUGUACAUCAUCGAACCAUGGAGGUCCUCAAUGUCAAAUUAUCCCUUAAAACUUCGGCAGCCCUAAACACGCAGUUCAUAAGGGUAUUGGAAAACGGUGGAGUUCCUUCUACCGUGUUCACGGAAUUGAUGAAGGAGAGCAUGGAAAGGGUGAAGUGCCAAAUUAUAGGCAAUCAUGAUCCUUGUUCUCUAAGGGCAUGGGUUAUGAAAUGUGGAAAUAUAUUUUGGAGGCGAUCAGGUUCCGAACUUUUUGAUAAUGAAUCAUCGCCCUCAACAUUUAAUAAUACAGCCACCCUGACAUCCGGGUGGUGUGAUUUAACUUAUGAACAAUGUAUCGAGAUGUUAGAUGCUGGUUUCACACCGGACAAUUGCACGUUUCUGGCAAAGAAUUUAAAAAAAAUCUUGAUGAUUCAAUUUAGAGUUUUUGAGAAUAAAUAUAGGAUUGACGUUCCGCUGUCACGUGUUGUCACGUGUAUUGCUGAUCCCACAGGAACUCUACUUCCUGGUCAGAUAUUUUUGCAACUUGAUAGAGAAGCAGGGGUUGAUGAGAGGACGGGUCUGCGAUUUGGUAUAAUUGAAGGGGAUGUGAUAUUGGCCCGAAACCCAUGUGGUCUGCCAUCAGACAUAGUCAAAGUUAAGGCGGUGAAAAAUUCAUGCCUUAAUAGCUAUUAUAACGUUGUUAUAUUUCCGGCGGUUGCACAGAAAGGGGAAGGUUCUUUGGCGGAUAGGUUGAGUGGCGGUGAUUAUGAUGGUGAUAAGGUCUUUGUUUGUUGGGAACCUCGAAUUGUCUCUCCAUUUAAUAAUUCCACAGUUCUCGAAAUCCAGUCCGAGGUUGAAAAGGCGUUUACCAAGUGCACGGAAACCAUGAAAGAAUAUUUGAAAAACGAUGGACCGGGUUCACGAACAUGUAAAGUUCAGGCGCUCAUCUUAGAUAAUUUCUUCAACGAAAGCCUUGUUCCAAUUGGGAUGUAUGAUAGAUAUCACCGAUUGCAAUCAUCACAUUACGGCAUAUCUGAUCCGAAGUCGAUCUAUCUUGCGCAAGUAUACGCUCGACUUAUCGACGUCACAAAGCAAGGGGAGAUAUUGAAUAAAAAUGUACAGAUCCGGGAUGAUCUUGAAUACGGAAGACUUCCGGUACCAUGUUGGAUGGAAAAAUCAAAUGAUAUGACUCAACCCAAAAGUAGAAUUCCCAGUAAAGUCUCCUGUAGGGCGAUGGAUGAGUUAUAUAAAAUGGUUAAAAACGAGAUCCGCAUCAUAAACUCACCCAACUUUUACGUCUCGAGUUCCAGUCCACCUCACAUAGAUCCUCACAUACAAAAUUAUUGGUUGGGACAUAUGCGUAAAGCCAAAAGUAUGAAUGAUAAAUCGUUCUUGCACGACUUACGCUUAAUAGCUGAUAUUCAAGGUUACAUAGUAACAGGAUAUAAUUCUGGUUAUGCAAAAGCGCUGAGAAAGAAGAUCGAUUAUGCCGACCUACUCCGUUCGCCAGACAUUUUUAACAGAAAUAGAGAGAAAGAUGCCAAGAAUUUCUUGUGUCAAGAAAAACUCGUGGCAAUAGAUUUAGAAUAUUUGGAGAAGUUUACGAACGAACCGCCCGUUCACCAAUAUAAAAGUGAAAUACUCCGAAACGUCGAUCGAUCAGAUCCUGAUUCGGAGAUAACAAUGUUUGAGUUGAUGUUAAAAGCCUCAGCUUUAUAUACAACGAUGUGUACUUCAAAACCCGACGGCACAUGCUGUUGGAAAUUGGCCUUUAGGGCACUAUGUAACAUUAAAGCGAGGAUGGUCCAAAGGGAAAAGAAUGGAAUUAUAGGAGGGCCAAGAUGCGUGGUGGACGAUGUGUGGAAUUCAUUGAACGUAGAUAAGGGUUGGACCAAUCGUAAUCAGGGUUAG
Acaulospora morrowiae is the source of this 3117-nucleotide messenger RNA. Lineage: Eukaryota; Fungi; Glomeromycota; Glomeromycetes; Diversisporales; Acaulosporaceae. The record is from the annotation of a GenBank genome assembly.